AUGAACCAACCAGAGGUGGCUCCAUAUGGGGGUUUCAUAGUAAAGUCACUAGAAGAUGAAAAAGCCAAUGAAGCUAAAAUUGAAGAAUUAUCAAUAGAAGUUGACUACAAUGGGACAGUACAAAAAAUAAGACCAGAAGCAUUCAAAUUAAAUGGAGUUGAUAAUUUAUCAACUGAAGAAAUUAAAUCAUAUAUUGAUUAUUAUUUAAAUUACACUGUUACUCAAGAUGAAGAAAAUGGAGAACUUAAAUACAAUCAGAUCCCAUUUGAUGAUCAAAUAACGUUUCGAGUUGAAUGGAUUGAUGAUUCAAAUGUUGUUAUUGUUUUUAAAACUAAUCAAGAUCAAAUAAAUGCAUUAAGACAAAUUAGAAGAAUAGCGACAACAUUAGAUGAAAAUGAUCCAAAUUUUAUUAAUGAAGUAAUACAAGAGGUUGAUGCAAAAGAUUAUAAUCCUAUAAUACAAUUUCGUAAAAGUCAAAGUUUAUCAAAUAGAUUAGGAUUACCUGAAAAAGAUCCAAAUGAAGUUACAAGUAUAGAAGAAGAUGAAACAUCCAUUGAAUUAAAAAUAAGACAAGCUUUUCAAUCAGAUAGAAAAGUUAAAAAUGCUUCUCAAUAUUCAAGAUAUUAUUUAGUACAUGGUGAACCUGAACGAGAUCUACAUCCAAGAAGACAUAAACAUCACCAUAGACGAAGUAGACGUGAUGGUGAAUCAAUAGAAAUAAAAGCGAAUGAGCCAGAAGAAGAGGACUUGUUUGCUGACAAACUAAAAGGAAACAACGGGAGAAAAACUGAGAUCAGAAAUGGAGAUGAUGAAGAAGAAGACUUAUUUGCCAACAAGUUAAAGAAAACUAGGUCAAGAUCACCUACGAGAAAUAAUGAUAAUGGACGUUACAGACAGAGAUACUAA
Molecule: messenger RNA, 906 nt
Organism: Lodderomyces pseudojiufengensis
Lineage: Eukaryota; Fungi; Ascomycota; Pichiomycetes; Serinales; Debaryomycetaceae
Exons: 1
Coding region: 1-906 (301 amino acids)
Cellular component (GO): nucleus; cytosol
Molecular function (GO): RNA 7-methylguanosine cap binding; mRNA binding
Source: RefSeq, a predicted model, not a curated record